Effrenium voratum is the source of this 1269-nucleotide messenger RNA. Lineage: Eukaryota; Dinophyceae; Suessiales; Symbiodiniaceae. The record is from the annotation of a GenBank genome assembly.
AUGACAAGACAGGCAGGUCAACUCAGAUCAUUCGACGUUCUGGUUCUGGGUGCCGGAAUAGUCGGGGUUUCGACGGCCAUUCAUUUGCGCCGGCUGGGUCUUGAUGUGGCCCUGAUCGACCGGAAGCAUCCCGGUGUGGAAGCAUCGUUCGGGAAUGCGGGUAUCGUCCAGUGCAAUGGAUUUGUCCCGCAUGCGAUCCCGUCUCGCCCCUCGCAGCUGAUCGGAAUAAUGCUUGGGCAAUCGAGUGCCGUUUCCUAUGAUUUUUCCACACUCGUCAGACUGUUUCCCUGGCUGCGCCAGUACCACGCCGCAAGCAGUGGCCGCGGUAUCGAAACCUAUUCGAGAGCGAUUGCUCCGCUGAGAGCACUUGCCGCGCAGGAUCAUCUUGACCUGGCCGCUUCGACGCUGGCCGACAGAUAUUACCGCAAGGGCGGCUGGCUGCAUCUCUACAGAGGUGAAGGCUCCUUUCGCCAAAGCGAGAUAGAACGCCACUAUGCGCGCGUGUUCGGGGUUGCUUACGAGGAACUUACAACAGAAGACACCAAUGUGCUCGAGCCGGGCCUGAGCAACAUGAUUUUCAAGGCCGUCCACUGGACGGAGAGCUGCUCCGUUUCCAACCCGGGAGCAGUUGUCGACGCGUUCUGGCGCGGCUUUGUUCAGGACGGCGGGCAUUCCAUACGCGGCGACGCACGAAAACUGCAAAAGGGGCGAGGAGAGUGGAGCCUGGACAGCGAGCGCGGGACCAUUACCGCACCCAAUGUCGUUGUCGCGCUGGGCGCCUGGUCGUCGGACCUGCUUGCGGAGCUGGGAGAACAUUAUCCGCUCGUCUCGAAGCGCGGCUACCACAUGCAUUUUCAGCCCCGAACCGGAGCCUCACUUUCCAGGCCCGUCGUUGAUGUCGAAAACGGCUUCGCCCUGACACCGACCGACAACGGAAUUCGACUGACAACCGGCGUGGAACUGGUUGACCGCGAUGCGCCGCCAAAUCCGAAUAUUAUCAAACUGACGAAGCGGCGGGCUUCGGAACUGUUUCCGCUUGGACAGGCGCUUCAAGACCAGCCCUGGCUGGGAUCCCGUCCUUGUCUGCCGGACUCGCUUCCCGUCUGCGGGCAGUCGUCGAAAACAUCCGGCCUCUGGUUGAAUUUCGGUCAUGGCCAUGACGGUUUCACACUCGGCCCCGUAACCGGCCGGCUUCUGGCGGAGCAGAUUGCCGGCAAGGAGAGUGUGCAGGACUUGACGGCGUUUUCACCGGCGCGGUUUCCGGUCUGA